Molecule: messenger RNA, 1281 nt
Organism: Branchiostoma belcheri (Belcher's lancelet)
Lineage: Eukaryota; Metazoa; Chordata; Leptocardii; Amphioxiformes; Branchiostomatidae
Product: ADP,ATP carrier protein-like
Exons: 2
Coding region: 153-1034 (293 amino acids)
Biological process (GO): mitochondrial ADP transmembrane transport; mitochondrial ATP transmembrane transport
Cellular component (GO): mitochondrial inner membrane
Molecular function (GO): ATP:ADP antiporter activity
Source: RefSeq, a predicted model, not a curated record
GUUCUCCAGUGCACGGGAGGGUAUAAAAGGCGGCGAAAAUCGCAGACGAGCAUUAGUUUUGCCUGAUUGACUCUGAAGAGUUCAACUCGUCGCAAGCUUCCUUUUGUAUUUUGAAUUUCCAGUUGUGAAAUUUCAAAGUGUUGAUAGUCAAGAUGUCUGACGCAUUCGGAUUUAUCAAGGACUUCCUGGCCGGAGGGAUCUCUGCCGGGGUCUCCAAGACUGUGGUGGCUCCCAUCGAGCGUGUCAAGCUGCUCCUUCAGGUGCAGGCUGUGUCUAAGGACAUCCCCAAGGACAAGCAGUACAAGGGGAUCGUGGACUGCUUCAGCCGCGUGAGCAAGGAGCAGGGCGUGGCAUCGCUGUGGCGCGGCAACCUGGCCAACGUCAUCCGCUACUUCCCCACCCAGGCCCUGAACUUCGCCUUCAAGGACACCUACAAGAAAGUCUUCCUGGGCGGCGUGGACAAGAAGACCCAGUUCUGGCGCUACUUUGCCGGAAACCUGGCGUCCGGCGGCGCAGCAGGGGCCACCUCCCUGUGCUUCGUCUACCCGCUGGACUUCGCCCGGACCCGCCUGGCCGCUGAUGUUGGCGGCGGCGGCAAGCGUGAGUUUAACGGCCUCGGCGACUGCCUGAAGAAAAUCUACAGGGCCGACGGCAUGUACGGACUGUACCGCGGCUUCGGAGUGUCUGUCCAGGGCAUCAUCGUCUACCGCGCCGCCUACUUCGGCUGCUUCGACACCGCCAAGGGCAUGGUGCCAGCCGAGUACAACAACUUCUUCGUGACCUGGGCCAUCGCCCAGGGAGUGACCACCGCCUCCGGAGUCAUCUCCUACCCGUUCGACACCGUGCGGCGCCGCAUGAUGAUGCAGUCUGGCCGCAAGGAGCUGCUCUACAAGAACACCAUCGACUGCUGGAAGAAGAUCAUCAAGAACGAGGGCUCGAGCGCACUCUUCAAGGGGGCCUUCUCCAACAUCCUCCGCGGCAUGGGCGGCGCCUUCGUGCUGGUCCUGUACGACGAGAUCAAGAAGGUCUUGUAAGACGACUUAGAACAGCAUCAGUUCCUUAAAGAUCGUAGGAAUGGUGUUAAUUUUGAUGAUUGACAUUCCAGAAUAUGGAAUGAGACUCUGUGAUAUUUAAUCUUAUAAUUGCUUGUAGAUAGUGGCUGUUAUAUUGCUAUUUAUUGCCACUUAUAAAUUUAUGUUUUAGAGAUAUAAUAUAUGUUGGAAUCGAAAUAUUUCUAAAAUUGUAUUUCUGAACUGUGUUUUAAUGAAAUUAUGAAAUUAU